AUGGCAUCACAUACUCACAAUGACAAGCUGAUGAUUCACUAUUUUCAAGACAGUUUGAUUGGAGCAUCAUUGAGCUGGUAUAUGAAAUUGAAAAGAAGCCAUAUUCAGUCAUGGGAAGACUUAGCCAAUGCUUUUUUGAAGCAGUACAACUACAACUUGGACAUGGCUCCAGACCGAAGGCAGCUGCAAAGCUUAUCCCAAAAGAGCAACGAAUCUUUCAAAGGAUAUGCACAACGAUGGAGAGAAUUGGCAGCCCAAGUGCAACCACCACUCUUGGAUAAGGAAUUGGUUGACUUGUUUAUGGAUACCUUGCAGAGUCCUUACUUUGAAAGGAUGGUAGGCAACGCGUUAUCAGACUUCGCCCACUUAGUGACAAUUGGAGAAUGCAUCGAGAGUGCCCUAAAAAGCGGAAGAAUCCAAGGCGCCUCGAGCAACCAAGCUAGCGAGACAGAAUCCCUCAGCAAUUCCCAAAAGGAAGAAGAGGAUGAAACCAAUGCAGUCAUAACAGAUGUCAGGCAACCAGCAACGUCGAGAGCACCAUACCAACAACCAUGGUCUGCUCCUUACGCAAAUCAAUGA
Molecule: messenger RNA, 579 nt
Organism: Lathyrus oleraceus (garden pea)
Lineage: Eukaryota; Viridiplantae; Streptophyta; Magnoliopsida; Fabales; Fabaceae
Exons: 1
Coding region: 1-579 (192 amino acids)
Source: RefSeq, a predicted model, not a curated record